This is a messenger RNA of Pseudoliparis swirei, 1777 nucleotides long. RefSeq names its product tectorin beta (gene tectb). The transcript is spliced from 10 exons. Bases 113 to 1132 code for a protein of 339 amino acids. Gene Ontology annotation, cellular component: cell surface. The record is from RefSeq and is a predicted model, not a curated record. NCBI's taxonomy places the organism in Eukaryota, Metazoa, Chordata, Actinopteri, Perciformes, Liparidae.
GCUUUUUUUCUCCUCUACAGGUGAGUCUUUCUUGGUUAUCUAUUAUUGAUAUCCUUAUUUGUUGAAUAUUCUCUCAUUGCUCACUUCUUGAAUCUCUCUGCAGCUUCACAGUAUGGCUUCCGUCGGUGCCUUCUUAAUGUUGUUGCCUGUUGCAUGGACAUGCUCGCCCCAAAAAGCAGACUACGUUAUGGUGUCGUGUUUCCCCAACGCCAUCAUUGCUAACGUACCAGAGUGUCCUUACGGCUGGGAGAUGGACCAGCUGUCCCUGGGCGGAGUCUGUUACUCUGGAGUCCACAGCCCAGGUUACUACCGCUUCAGCAUCCCGGACCUGACACCCAAAAACCACUCGUACUGCGGCACCCACUCCGAGUACGUGCCCGGCAAAGACCCCAAGUACGUCUUCUCCAACUCCAUCGUGUCCAACGACACGUCGCUCACGGUCAGAAACCAGCCGGUCAACUACACCUUCAGCUGCGUGUACCGAGCCGCCUACCUGCUGAACAACGCCGUGUUCAGCCAAAGAGUCGCGACAGUUUAUGUCAACAACGGGAGUUUAGGCACUUUUAGAUCUCAGUUGUCUAUGAACGCGUUCACGAAUUCAAAGUUCCUUUACGCCAAGGACUCCCCGUAUGUGAUCGACACUUCUGAGAUCGGCUCCGAAGUUUUCAUCGGGAUUGAGGCAAAAGGACUCAGUAACAGAUUCAGAGUUGUGAUAAACAACUGCUGGGCCACUCCGAGUCCGUACUCCACAGACAAGAAGAGGUGGAGCCUCAUCAUCAACAGCUGCUCCUCCGACAGAACUGUGACUAUUUUCGAGAACGCCAAAGACAGCCGCUCCAUGUUUAAGUUCAACUCGUUCCGCUUCCAGCGGCUGGAGAAGGUUUCGACGGUCUGGCUUCACUGUGAGGUCCAGGUUUGUGACGCAGAGAGACUCGUCUGUCAGCCGGGCCCCUGCUCCUUCAGGAGUCCGUCAUCAGAGGCAGAACCAAGAGGGGGGGUCCUCACUGCUGAGUUCAACAUUAAAGGUAUCGACUCCUUCAAUAAUGGACACGUGACAGGCACUUCAUUAUUCCUCCUGCUGGUUGUCCUCAUAAACACAUGUUGUUAUUUAGUGAACGGGUCAAGAAUGUAGUAAACACAUCACCCCACCACGCUCAAAAGAUUUUAUCCUUUACUCACAGAUAUUAUAUGAAUUUAGGACAUUUAUUGACGCUUUGAGCGAUCUUUUCAAAUGUCACAUUGCCGCUUGCUCUAAUAAAGAUGAAGCAACAUUUUUAAAGAAACUAACCGUGUCGCUGAUUUUAAUUAAAUGCACAAACUUCCAAAAACACAAAUAAACAGUUUUUACUCAAUCCAGAAAUUAAACUCUCUCUCAAUAUGACAGCAAAACAAUACGCAUACAAAAAAUGUCUAAACCCACUUUAUUCUCUCUUCCAUUGAUAUUCUACCCAGAACUAAAUGUGAAUGUGUUACAAUAGUGCCAAUUAAUCAAUUGUAAUGGAUACAUCAUUUUAUUCAACACCGUUUCAUUUGAUUCAAUUGUAUUUUAUAAGAACACUUUAUGUGUUUGCUUGUGUGUACAUUUUUUUUGGCAACUCUUUUUAUUGUCACAUUUUACCAUCUAUUUUCUCUCGUUUAAUGUGCAGCGUUUAUAUUUUCAAUUGUAAAGCACGUUAAGCAACAUGUCUUGUGUAAAAAAGUGCUUUAUAAAUAAAGGCUAUUAUUAUUGGUCAUCUCAAGACAUAACAGUCUAUUGUAAAAAGAAAACUAUCAUUUA